Molecule: messenger RNA, 4543 nt
Organism: Nerophis ophidion (straightnose pipefish)
Lineage: Eukaryota; Metazoa; Chordata; Actinopteri; Syngnathiformes; Syngnathidae
Gene: tmem115
Product: transmembrane protein 115
Exons: 4
Coding region: 497-1636 (379 amino acids)
Biological process (GO): retrograde vesicle-mediated transport, Golgi to endoplasmic reticulum
Cellular component (GO): membrane; Golgi apparatus
Source: RefSeq, a predicted model, not a curated record
UUACGUGACUUGACGCCUUUUGCACGGGAUGAUUGUGGCAGGCAGGCUGCGCGAAGCCCGUUGAGUGCAGUUAGUGACAGGAGGACAACUCGUCCAGCUAGUAAUUAUCUCUCCUUUUCCACAUUCCAGGAGACAAAGGACACAUUUAAAUACACAAACCAGGCCGAGGAAGCGUUAGGAAUAUUCUGACGACACCGCCUUUUUUGUUUUGUGUCGCUGUGUCUGAAGUGUGUCCGGCGUGUUGUGUUUUGAAGGCCUGUUGCUGUGGAAGGCGGGGGGAGAUCCUCGGACUCGCCCAGGUAGAUGUCGCCGGGCCGAGAGGGUGCAGAGGACCCCGACCGGAGCUCCGUCGACGGCGUUGGAUUCACCAGGUCACUCCCAGAGAAAUGAGGCGCGUGGUGGUGUCUGGACCUUCAAGUCUCACUUCGCCACCUGCUAUUAAUUAACCUGACCCCGACUGCCCUUGAUCGUCUUUGGAGGGAUCUUCCGGAAAAAAAUGAAUCGUUACUUGCCCGUGGCGAGACAGCACUUCUUGGCCGCGCUCGCCAGCACCAGCGUGGUGGUGAAGGCCAUAAGUGCCCUGGUGGUUCUCCUCUACCUGCUCUCCUGGGCUGUGGACACGUCGUACGCACUGGGGAUCACCCCGGGUUAUCUCUUUCCUCCUAACUUCUGGGUGUGGACGCUCGUCACCCAUGGGCUGGUGGAGCAGCAUGUGUGGGGCGUGGCGGCCAACGUGGGCACCGUAAUGACUUGUGGGCGCCUGCUGGAGCCUCUGUGGGGCGCGCUGGAACUGCUGAUCUUUUUCGCCGUGGUAAAUGUAUCCGCUGGCCUUCUAGCGGGCCUCUCCUACCUCUUCACCUACGCGGCCACCUUUAACCUGGACUUCUUGUUUGCGGUCCGCGUCCAUGGAGGGGCUGGCUUUCUGGGAGGUGUCCUGGUGGCGCUGAAGCAGACCAUGGGCGAUACGACGGUGCUCAGAGUUCCACAGGUAAGGCUCAAAGCAGCCCCGGCGUUGGUCCUCCUCCUCUUGGCCUUACUGCGUCUCUCAGGGCUGCUGGAGAGCUCCGCCCCCCUGGCAGCGUACAGCUACGGCGCCUUCUCCGGCUGGGUCUACCUGCGCUUCUACCAGAGGCACAGCCGGGGCCGCGGGGACAUGUCUGACCACUUCGCCUUCGCAAGCUUCUUCCCCGAGGCACUGCAGCCGGUGGUGGGUCUGCUGGCGGGGCUCGUCCAUGCCACCCUGGUCAAGGUGAAGGUGUGCAGGAAGAUGGUGAAGAGGUACGACGUGGGGGCGCCGUCGUCCAUCACCAUCAGCCUGCCGGGGACAGACCCACAGGAUGCAGAGAGGAGGAGACAACUGGCCCUCAAGGCGCUGAACGAGCGUCUAAAGCGCGUGGAGGACCAGUCCGCCUGGCCCAGCAUGGACGACGACGAAGAAGACGAGGAGGACAACGAGGUCAGGACAGACAUGGAGCCGCUCCUCCCGCGUGACGCUCCCUCUUCCACUCCCAGACCAACAUCGGGGGGACUCCUGGGCAUGUCCCUCUCCUCCUCCUCCAUGUCGCACAGCGGAGGAGCGCAGCCCAACCCGGAGUCGAGCAUCAUCAGCUUCGAGGACGCACCAUCCAGGUCGUAACCCACCUAAGGCGCACCAUGACUGGGAUGUAUUCAGCCAUGGGACACUCUCUGACGUCCAGAUGGCUUUUUCUCUUUCACACGUGUCGUCACCUCGUCCUGCUUGAAGCCUCAGAGGCGGGAUGUUGCGUUGACGGCACCGGGCGCCGCGUCCUCCUGCUUUUUAAACCAAUGGCAAAUCGGAUGUACAAUUUCCUCAUCUGUGUCUGAGCGGCCGCAAGGAAGAGUUCGUACUUGCCAGACCUCUGGCUUGGACUUUGGGGAUUUUGGAGGUUUGGCGACACAGCUAGUAAAGAAAAGAGAGAUGCUCUUUGAAUAACAAAAGGAAGAAAAAAAAAGUGCCAGCUGAGAAUAUUCUGGACCAAGUGUUCCUUUGCUGCCUUUUCUCCUGGAGUGUCACACUUGCAGGACACCAGAAAACUGCUUGUUUCUUUUGUCCGAGGUUUGUUUACCACUUUGAAACCUGCUCCUGCACAAGUCUGACUCCAGGUCAUUCUGGACUAUGCUGUUUAAGUUGUAGAGCGCUGCCAGGUUUAGCAAUAGCUGUUCAACUAUUGCAGUCCUUUUUGGGGUCUUUCACUCUUAUAUCGGUUUGAUACAAACAAGAUCAUUGGAAAAACAAAACAAAAACAGCAGGUUUAAUAGAGGAGAGCUGCAGUCACAGUCUUGUUUGCUUUAUUUGCACUCUGUCAUUUGUAAAAUGUCAGCGUUAGGUGAAUCCUGUUUGAGUUUUUGGAAUCUAAACUUCCAUGAACUCCACUUUAUGGUUGGAAUGGGAAAAAAAGCAUCUUUAUUUUUGCCAUUUUACCCCAGACAGCAACAAUUCAAUGUAUUGUUCUCUGAUUUUACUUUCUGAUUCUCUUGUAAUUGUUUUUUCCUGCCUGAAUCAUGAUAUUGUCAGAUCAGGAAAAAAAAAAACCCAACUAAAACCACAUUUGUUUUUUAGCUUUGCGAAUAAAUUCACAUUGCACAGAAAGCAGAAAUGCUCCUCAUUCAAUAAAUUAAUUACAAAGUGAUUGUUUCUGUUUGGGAUUACAAAUUUGUGUGUAGGGACUGCAGAAAAGAAAAAUAGUUUGGACUGAUUUAAACCAGAGGAUCCAAGCCAUGGAAAUUGUCCCAUCUUCUUGUUCAACCUCCUUAAUUUAUUGUGCCUUUUAGAGGAUCACGCUGGCCAUUGUUGCUCAUUUGUGUCUCCUCCAACCAACCAACACAAAGUCAUGGAGAGAAUAUUAAUGCUUCAAAUUUGGAGUUACAAUUACGGUUUCAUGGUGCCAAAUUAGUGUGAAUAUUGCUGUUUUUGCUACUAAUCAGUGGUUUCACUUCUCUUUGCUUUUUCCCUCUAUUCUACAAACCCCGUUUCCAUAUGAGUUGGGAAAUUGUGUUAGAUGUAAAUAUAAACAGAAUACAAUGAUUUGCAAAUCCUUUUCAACCCAUAUUCAAUUUAAUGGACUACAAAGACAAUAUAUUUGAUGUUCAAACUCAUAAACUUUAUUUUUUGUUUGCAAAUAAUAAUUAACUUUGAAUUUCAUGGCUGCAACACGUGCCAAAGUAGUUGGGAAAGGGCAUGUUCACCACUGUGUUACAUCACCUUUUCUUUUAACAACACUCAAACGUUUGGGAACUGAGGAAACUAAACGUUGAAGCUUUGAAAGUGGAAUUCGUUCCUCAUUCUUGUUUUAGAAUAGAAUACAAUAGAAAGUACUCAAUUGAUCCCUGGGGGAAAUUUAACAUUUUAUCUGGAGCUUCAGUCGUUCAACAGUCCGGGGUCUCUGCUGUCGUAUUUUGCGCUUCAUAAUGCACCACACAUUUUCAAUGGGAGACAGUUCUGGACUGCAGGCAGGCCAAGAAAGAACCCGGACUCUUUUUUUUUUUACGAAACCACGCUGUUGUAACACGUGCUGAAUGUGGCUUGGCAUUGUCUUGCUGAAAUAAGCAGGGGCGUCCAUGAAAAAGACGGCGCUCAGAUGGCAAACAGUGCCAUCUGAGUGAUCGAAAGUCACGGUCAUUCAAUGUUGGUUUCCGGCCAUGCCGCUUACGUGGAGUGAUUUCUCCAGAUUCUCUGAACCUUUUGAUGACAUUAUGGAGCGUAGAUGUUGAAAUCCCUAAAUUUCUUGCAAUUGCACUUUGAGAAACGUUGUUCUUAAACUGUUUGACUAUUUGCUCACGCAGUUGUGGACAAAGGGGUGUACCUCGCCCUAUCCUUUCUUGUGAAAGACUGAGCAUUUUUUUGGGAAGCUGUUUUUAUACCCAAUCAUGGCACCCACCUGUUCCCAAUUAGCCUGCACACAUGUGGGAUGUUCCACAUAAGUGUUUGAUGAGCAUUCCCUCAACUUUAUCAAUAUUUUUUGCCACCUUUCCCAACUUCUUUGUCACGUGUUGCUGGCAUCAAAUUCUAAAGUUAAUGAUUAUUUUCACAAAAAAAAGUUUAUGAGUUUGAACAUCAAAUAUGUUGUCUUUGUAGCAUAUUCAACUGAAUAUGGGUUGAAAAGGAUUUGCAAAUCAUUGUAUUCUGUUUAUAUUUACAUCCAGCACAAUUUCCCAACUCAUAUGGAAACGGGGUUUGUAGAUAUCAGUAAGAGAAAGAAACCAGAAAUAAACAAUUAUCCAUCCAGCGAUUCAUUUUAUACCGCUUGUCCCUCCCGAAAUGAAAUACUUUUGUUGUGAUGAAGCCAAUAUGAUGUUGAUGACACAGCUAAGGAAAGUAUGCCUAACAGUUCUCUAUGUUGGUUCAUCAAAAUAGCACAGCAGCAGGUUUUUCCCUCUUCGUUCAUUUUGUUUGUACACUUUUACCUGUUCUUCAACCUAUCUGAAUCUCACCUUGAUGGGACUUUCUCUCUGUAUGUUGCACACCUUGCAGUUUUAGUUUACAAUAUAUUUCUGUACAUAAAAUAAAAAGGCCAUUGUAUGA